AGGCGGGUUCGGGUGUCUCCCGGCUCCGGCUGCUGCUGCUGCCGCCUCGUGAGUCUGGGGCCAGACGGGCGCUGGAGGGGCCGUGUCGGGGAGGCGGCGGGAUAGGCGGCCCCCGGGCAGCCCCCCGCCAUGGGUAACGUCCUGGCUGCCAGCUCCCCCACACCCUCCCCCACCAUGCCGAGUCCUGGAUCUGGGCUGGUGUCAGUGCCUCCUGGCUUCACCAUGCCUCCUGUCAGCGGGCUGGGCCCUCCUGCGCAGGAGCGGCCAGAGGAGAAGGGGGAUCGGCUGCCCAACCCGGGCACCUUUGAGGAAUGUCACCGCAAGUGCAAAGAAUUGUUCCCCAUCCAGAUGGAAGGUGUGAAACUAACACUGAAUAAAGGUCUUAGCAACCAUUUCCAGGUGAAUCACAGCGUCGCCCUCAGCACUGUGGGCGACUCCAGCUACCACUUCGGGGUCACCUAUGUGGGCACCAAGCAGCUCAGCCCCACAGAGGCCUUCCCAGUGCUGGUGGGCGACAUGGACAACAGUGGCAGCCUCAAUGCCCAGAUCAUCCACCAACUCUCGACCCGACUGCGCUCCAAGGUGGCCUUCCAGACACAGCAGUCCAAGUUCGUGAACUGGCAGGUGGAUGGAGAGUAUCGGGGGGAGGAUUUCACGGCGGCAGUGACGCUGGGAAACCCCGACAUCCUGGUGGGCUCAGGGAUCCUGGUAGCCCAUUACCUACAGAGCAUCACACCCUGCCUGGCGCUGGGCGGCGAACUGGUCUAUCACCGCCGGCCAGGAGAGGAGGGCACCGUCAUGUCUCUGGCUGGGAAAUACACAGCACCGAACUGGAUUGGGACCUUGACAGUGGGGCAAGCGGGGGCCCAUGCAACCUACUACCAUAAAGCCAAUGACCAGCUGCAGGUGGGCGUGGAGUUUGAGGCCAGCACACGCAUGCAGGACACUAGCGUCUCCUUUGGCUACCAGCUUGACUUGCCCAAGGCCAACCUGCUCUUCAAAGGCUCUGUGGACAGUAAUUGGAUCGUGGGUGCGGUGCUGGAGAAGAAGCUGCUGCCGCUGCCCCUGACGCUGGCCAUGGGGGCCUUCCUGAACCAUCGCAAGAGCAAGUUCCAGUGCGGCUUCGGCCUCACCAUUGGCUAGAGCCCUCUCCUCCUCUCCUCCCAGUUCCAGUGUCCCCCCACCCAGUCUGCCAUGCAGUUUGAGCUGCCCUGGGACCCUUUGCCCCACCCAUCUGCGCUGGUGCUGCCCAGCUAAGCCCUGGAGUGUGGGGCUCCAGCCCCUUUACUGCCCCAUGCAGGCACCUCCCCACAGGGCCACGUCCUGACAGAGCCCAGGGGUCUGAUCCCCAGGGCAAGCCCCUUAGUUUGGCGGUUCUGGCACUGUCCUGUUGCAGUCACUUUGUCUGCUCCUCGGGACAGGUCCCUGGGGGCUGCUCAGCCCCAAACACAAGGUUCGACCCUCUGGUGGGAGGGCAGGCGCAACCCUCCCUGCCUCGGGGCGGGGACCCAGUGUCUUGGACUUGGGGCUGUGGGCUGUCCUGGGACACCAGGUAGGGAGGGUGCGUGGGAACCCAGUGACAGGAUAACCCCCACAUCUGAUUCCCUGUGCUGACAUCCUUCCUCACCAGAGGGCACUGUGACCUCAGGAACGGUCCUGCCCCUGGAGCAGCGGGAAGGGGGCUGGCUCUAUCCUGGGGCUGGGAUCGCUGGGCCUGUUGCACUGAGUGGGGAUCGGGGCUGGGUGGGUCUCACCCUCAGCGGGUGGGGUACACUGACCCUGCAACUGUCCGCCAGGAGGGGUUGGAUCCCUCCCCAAAGCCGCCCCCAUCUCGGUGCAGCUGUGGGGAGAUUCUCUUUGUGCCAUUUAUAGCCCUCCCUUGUAUCACUGGGGUACCAGUGGCUCUGCAGCCUCUUACCUCACACCCAGGGAGCUAUGGGGCAGACUCUGUGCCUGGGGUGAUGGGGCCACAACCUCUCUGGCUGCUGCACCCCAGCUCACCUGCUCAAUCCUACUCCGCCCCUCCCAGCCGAUACUGAUCCAAAGAGACACAAGGGACCUAUGGAGUGCUCUCUGCACCCACCACGGAUUGGGGGUCUGUGUCUGUGCCCCCCUGACAGGAGGAGCAGCAGUUUGGGGGGCCCUGCCUGCAUCCCAUCCCCACCCAGCAGCACUGAGGAAUAGCAGCGCUUUGAGGGAGGGGUCCUGUCAGCCCCCCAAGCAGCACCAGGAGGAGCAGUGGAUUGGUGGGUCCUUCUCAGCCCUCCCACCAGUACCAGGAGGAGCAACGGUUUGGGGAAUCCCAGCAGCACCUGGAGGAGUGGAUUGGUGGGUCCCUCUCAGCCCCCCCAGCAGCACCAGGAGGAGCAACGGAUCGGGGGAUCCCACCAAUACCAGGAGAAGCGGUGGAUUGGGGGUUCCUCCGCCUGCCGUUAGAGACGCUGCAUGUAAAUCAUGUUUAUAAGUUAUGGGAACUGAAGGAUCUUUUAUAGAGAACCUCAGAACACUGCCCCCUCUCCCCAAGAUGUUGGAUAUGUCCAGUCUGAAUAAACCUCGCAGCACUGGGCACCAUC
Molecule: messenger RNA, 2573 nt
Organism: Gopherus evgoodei (Goodes thornscrub tortoise)
Lineage: Eukaryota; Metazoa; Chordata; Testudines; Testudinidae
Gene: TOMM40
Product: translocase of outer mitochondrial membrane 40
Exons: 10
Coding region: 130-1143 (337 amino acids)
Biological process (GO): protein import into mitochondrial matrix
Cellular component (GO): mitochondrial outer membrane translocase complex; mitochondrial outer membrane
Molecular function (GO): transmembrane protein transporter activity
Source: RefSeq, a predicted model, not a curated record